UUGUCACUUUACAGACAUUGGGGGCCAAAUGCCAAGGUAUCUUCUUUGACCUUCCAGAUUUGGGAAAGGUGGUUUUAUUCGCUCUGCUGGUUGGUUACGACAUUCGCAACGGCCUGUGCCGCGUACUCUCGAGUCCCGAAGGGCAUCGAGGUGGCGCGGCCUUUGACGCAGCAUGCAAGCAUGACAGCAAGGUUGCAGGAAACUAUCGAAUACAUAUAUCGCACCUCGCCCGUAGACCUAGCACUACCUACGUGACCUGGAAUCCCAGCCCUGACGAGUCCCAUCAAACUUGUUGCAGCGGUGGGAUAAUUAGCUAGGUAGGUAUGGAGUUUUCCGGGUGCCCCGACGACGCAUCGCUCGGCCCGGCCGUGCAGGGCUGUCGCGGCAACUUCGACUUCACGCUCAAGUUCGAGAAGAUCUUCUUCGCCCUGAUUCCAGCCUCCAUCUUCAUUGCCGUCUCGGUGUCUCGCAUCGUCUAUCUUACACGUCGGCCGCUUCUCGUCGGCGGUGCUCUGCUACGAAGCGUAAAAGUGGCCGCGGCGCUUGUAUACAGUGUUGUCCAGCUAUGUCUGCUCGUGCUGAGCACCACGAGAUCACUGAAAUAUGGCAUGUUUUUCAUCCCGGCCGCCGCUGUGACGUUUGUCUCUUCCCUCUCCAUGAUAUGGCUGUCGCUGCUGGAGCACUCGCGGUCUCCUCGGCCGUCCAUGCUCCUGAAUGCAUAUCUCUUCCUCACAAUCCUCCUCGACGUGGCCCAGACUCGGACGCUGUGGCUGGCAUCAGACAAUUUCGAUGAAGUCACCUUUACGCGGUUGUUCACCGCGGGCGUGGCUACCAAAGCAGUCCUCGUCUUGCUCGAGUCUCGGCACAAGACGAGAUGGGUCGUCAACUGGGACGUCAAGCAGCACAGCCCAGAGGAGACCACGGGGCUCUACGGCCUCGGCGCCUUCUUCUGGCUCAACAAGCUGUUCGUGACGGGGUACCGCAAGCUCUUGACAAUGGACGAUUUGUUUCCGCUGGACCGCGCCAUGGCCUCGGAGGCGCUGCUCGCCAAGCUGGCAGGCCGCCUGGAUGUCUCGCGCAUCCGGGGCCAGGACUACGGCUUGGCAAAGGCUCUCGCGAGAGGGCUGGCUGUGCCCCUCCUGCUUCCCGUUGGGCCGCGGAUCGCGCUGACUGCUUUCCAGUUUUGCCAGCCGUUUCUCAUCGAAACUCUGCUGAAUUAUCUGGGGCGCCCGGAGGAGGAAUCCCCGCAGAAUACCGGCUAUGGGCUUAUUGGCGCAACUAUCAUCGUUUACUCUGGAAUUGCGAUAUCGGGCGCUUUCUACUGGUACUUUCAAGAACGAGCAAUGUACAUGGUACGAGGGGUCCUCGCCAGUGUCAUUUAUGACAAGACAACGGAAGCUAGCGCCUCCGCAUCGGACAACUCAGCCUCCAUCACACUGAUGAGCAGCGACGUGGAGCGCAUCAUACGAGGCUUUCUCGGCCUGCACGACUUUUGGUCCAGCACGAUCGAGGUUGCCCUGGCAUGCUGGCUGCUCUACCGUCAGAUCGGCGCGUCCUUUGUUGCUCCCUUAAUCGUUGUCGCGUGUUGCAUCCUGUGCAUCGCCUUCUUGGCGAGAUUCAUGGGGCCUCGGCAAAAGCAGUGGAUGGAGCUGAUCCAGAAGCGUGUGGGCCUCACCAGCAACACCAUCAGACAAAUGAAACACAUCAAGAUAUCGGGACUCGCCGGCCCGGUGGAGGAGUCGAUCCAGAAGAUGCGCGAGGACGAGCUCAGGGCCGGAAGCAGGUUCCGAGGCCUGGCCGUCGUCUUCGUUCUCAUCUCCUUCGCGCCCGCCCUCCUGUCGCCCACCCUGACUUUUGCCUUUGCGGCCAAGUCGCUGGACACGACAUUGAUUUUCACGUCCAUAUCCUAUAUCAUCCUCCUAGCCAACCCGCUUACGACUCUUUUCCAGACGGUUCCCGGCGUGGUUGCCUCGUUUGCCUGUUUGAGUAGGAUCCAGGCAUACCUAGAGACGAAGUCCCGGUUCGACUUCCGAGAGGAAGAAGGGCUGUCGUCAUCACCACGAACUGGCUCGUCUGGUUCAGCAGAAAAGGCAUCCAAGGGUAAGGACAAGGCUAGCCAUCCGGCUCCGGGGAUGAAAAUCACCGGUGGAAACUUCGGAUGGAAGUCGGGCGGCCAUAAUCUUAAGAACCUCAACCUCGAGAUAAAACCCUCGCAGCUCACGAUUGUUGUUGGCCCAGUCGCAUCGGGCAAGUCAACACUCUGCAAAGUCCUGCUCGGCGAAGUACCCAUAGCCGAGGGACGUGUUAUUAUGGGUCGAGCCCCCUCUUGGAAGAUCGGGUACUGCGACCAGAAUCCGUAUUUGACCAACGCAACGAUCCGAGAAAACAUUGUUGGAUUCUCGCCUUUCAACGAGGGCCGAUACAACGAAGUUAUUAAUGCUACUGCCCUGCAGCCGGACUUGGCCCUGUUCCCUCGGGGCGACAACACCAAGAUCGGAAGCAACGGGAUCACGCUGAGCGGGGGGCAAAAGCAGCGCGUGUCCAUGGCGAGAGCUCUGUACCUGGACUCGGACUUCUUGGUCUUUGACGACAUCCUCAGCGGCCUGGACGCCGACACCGAGGAGCAGGUUUUCCGCCGCGUUUUCUCCCCCGGGGGCCUUCUCCGCCGCAGAAACGCGACGACGGUUCUUUGCACGCAUUCUGUACGGCACCUGCCCCUGGCGGACCACAUUAUUUCUCUCGGGCCAGACGGGAGUCUUGUUGAACAAGGCAGCUUCGGCGAGCUCAUGGCCAACAAGAUGUACGUGUCGAGUCUAGGCGUCAAGGAGACUGGCGGCACGAGACCAGAUGGGGAUGCCAUCCACGCAGAUGACAUGGACAAGCCCACUCCGUCGGAGGUUCUGAACACAAAUGUCACCGCUCCUAGUAGCGACGAGGCAGAGAACGAGCCAGAGAGGAUGGUGGGUGACACCACCGUCUACCGCCAUUACUUUGCGAGGAUCGGGGUUGUGACUAGCACUUUGCUGUUCGGGUUCGCCUUUGCCUGCGCCUUCUUCGCCAACUUCAGCACCAUCUGGGUUAAGUUCUGGACCGAAGACCUCGGGCACAGCCCCCCGGAACACUCCAACGCCUAUUACAACGGCCUGUACGGCCUGUUCCAGGUGACCGCGCUCGUCUGCCUCUACGUCGCCGCCUACGUGGGCUUCACCGUCAUGAUCUUCGAGUCGGGCCGAGCCCUGCACCACGAGGCGCUGCGCACCGUGAUCGGCGCGCCGCUGAGCUUCUUCACAGAGACGGACACGGGUGUCGUCACCAACCUCUUCUCGCAGGACAUGACGCUCAUCGACGGCCAGCUGCCAAUGUCCCUGGUCAACGUCGCGCUGUACAUGUUCAACUGCGUCGGCAUGGCCGCCAUCAUCGCCACCUCGUCGCCGUAUCUCGCCAUCACGUACCCUUUCCUGAGUGCUAUUCUGUACGGCAUGCAGAGGUUCUACCUGCGCACGUCGCGGCAGAUCCGGUUGUUGGAUCUCGAGGCAAAGAGCCCCCUGUACUCGCACUUCAUCGACACCAUCAAGGGGAUCACCACGUUCCGCGCGUUUGGCUGGGUGCCGCAGGGCGUGGCGCGGAACCACAUGCUGCUGGACGACUCGCAGCGGCCGGCGUACCUGCUGGCCAUGAUCCAGCGGUGGCUGGGCUUCGCGCUGCAGAUGGUCGUGGCGGCGCUGGCCUUUUCCGUCGUGACGCUGGCCACACAAACGCGCUCCGACACGGCCUUCACCGGCGCCGGCCUGAUCGCGCUCAUGACGUUCGGCGACUCGCUGAGCUACAUCAUCAUCUUCUACACGCAGCUCGAGACGUCCAUCGGCGCCGUCAGCCGGCUCAAGACGUUCAGCGACAAGGUCGAGCCCGAGAGCCGAGAGGGCGAAGACACAGUCCCGGCGAGCGACUGGCCGCUGAAGGGCGGGAUCCAGAUCCGUGGCGUUUCGGCGUCGUAUGGCACUCCCAAGCGUGUAUCCGCUCCUCUGAGCGAUUCCAGUGCAGAUAGUGUCGCGAGCGUCGCAGCUGGCGCCGAGCACGCGGCAGAUUCCCAACAACUGGCCCUCGUAGACUUGAACCUGGACAUCGCGCCAGGCGAGAAAGUCGCCAUCUGCGGGCGCACGGGAAGCGGCAAAUCCUCCACAAUCCUCCUCCUGCUCCGCCUCCUCGACCCGCUCCCCUCAUGCAGCCAGAACAUCACCAUCGACGGCACGCCGCUGCACAAGAUCGACCGCUCCACGCUGCGGCAGCGCAUCAUCGCCGUGCCGCAGGACCCCGUGUUCCUGCCCGACGGCACAUCCUUCCAGGCCAACCUCGACCCGCUCGGCCUGUCAACGGCCGCCGAGUGCCGCGCCGUGCUCGAGGCCGUCGAGCUGUGGACGUCGCUCGUCGACCCCCCUGUCCGCGGCGGCGGGCCGGGGCUGGCGGGCCCUCUGGCGGCCGACGCCCUCUCGCAGGGCCAGAAGCAGCUGUUCAGCCUGGCGCGCGCGAUCCUGCGGCGCCGCAUCCGCGCACGCACACGCGUGGGUGGCGACGGCGGCGAUAGCGGUAUCCUGCUGCUCGACGAGGUCAGUUCGAGCGUUGAUAGAGGUACGGACCGUGCCAUGCAGCAGAUUAUCAAGGACGAGUUUGCGGGGUAUACGAUUGUUAUGGUAAGCCACCGCCUCGAUGUGGUGAUGGACUUUGACCGUGUCGUGGUUAUGGACAGCGGCCGGAUUGUCGAGACGGGCCCGCCAAGGGACCUGGUUGAGUUGGAGAGCUCGAGGUUUGGGGAGCUGUGGAUGAUUGGGAGUGAGAGCAGAGGGAAGUGAGAGCAGAGGGAAGUGAGAGCAUAGGGAAGUGAGAGCAGAGGGAAGUGAGGGCAGAGGAAAGUGAGAGCAGAGGAAAGGCUUGAGGUGUGUGUUGUUCGUUGAGCGUC
Molecule: messenger RNA, 4954 nt
Organism: Lasiosphaeria miniovina
Lineage: Eukaryota; Fungi; Ascomycota; Sordariomycetes; Sordariales; Lasiosphaeriaceae
Product: P-loop containing nucleoside triphosphate hydrolase protein
Exons: 6
Coding region: 324-4847 (1507 amino acids)
Biological process (GO): transmembrane transport
Cellular component (GO): membrane
Molecular function (GO): ABC-type transporter activity; ATP binding; ATP hydrolysis activity
Source: RefSeq, a predicted model, not a curated record